Messenger RNA from Cynocephalus volans (Philippine flying lemur), 3017 nucleotides. It is a transcript of the gene CIZ1, whose product is annotated as CDKN1A interacting zinc finger protein 1. Bases 136 to 2688 code for a protein of 850 amino acids. The record is from RefSeq and is a predicted model, not a curated record. Lineage: Eukaryota; Metazoa; Chordata; Mammalia; Dermoptera; Cynocephalidae. The transcript is spliced from 18 exons. Gene Ontology annotation, cellular component: nucleus. Gene Ontology annotation, molecular function: nucleic acid binding; zinc ion binding.
UUCGGAGCAGACAGGGCCCGGCGGAGCCGCGGAAGCCCCGGAGCCCGCGAGCCGCAGCCGCGGGGCGCGCCCUGCCCGUGCGGGCGACGCGAUUGCCGAGGGGGAGGGGAGGCGGCAGGGUUAGUGGCACCUUGGAUGGAGGCUGCGGGCUUCGCGGCGGCCACUAUGUUCAACCAGCAGCAGCAGCAGCAGCAGCAGCUCCAGCAGUUACAGCAGCAGCAGCUUCAGCAGCAGCAAUUGCAGCAGCAGCAGUUGCUGCAGCUCCAGCAGCUGCUCCAGCACUCCCCACCGCAGGCUCCGCUGCCUAUAGCUGUCAGCCGGGGGCUCCCCCAGCAGCAGCCACAGCAGCAGUUUCUGAAUCUCCAGGGUGCCAACUCGGCCUCCCUCCUCAAUGGCUCAGUGCUACAGAGAGCUUUGCUUUUGCAGCAGUUGCAAGGACUGGACCAGUUUGCAAUUCCACCAGCCAUGUAUGACAGUGCCGGUCUCACCAUGCCCACAGCAACAUUGGGUAACCUCCGAGGCUACAACAUGGCAACCCCGACCCUGACCGCCCCCAGCCUUACGCCACCCCAGCUGGCCACUCCAAAUCUGCAGCAGUUCUUUCCCCAGGCCACCCGCCAGUCCCUGCUGGGUCCCCCUCCUGUUGGGGUGCCCAUGAACCCCUGUCAGCACAACCUCUCUGGACGGACCCCCCAGAAACAGACUCGGACCUCCUCCUCCACCACCCCUAAUCGCAAGGAUUCUUCUUCUCAGACGAUGCCUGUGGAAGACAAGUCAGACCCCCCAGAGGGGUCUGAGGAAGCUGCAGAGCCCCGCGUGGACACACCAGAAGACCGGGAUUUGCCCCCAUGCCCAGAUGGUGUUGCUAAGGAGAGAUGCACUCCAGCACCCGAGCCUGAGCCUUGUGAGGUGUCUGAGCCACCCGCCAAGAGGUUGAAGAGCUCAGAAGAGCCCCUAGAGAAGGGGCCUCCAAGGCAGCUACAGGCAAAGGUCCAGCCACAGGCCCGGAUGACGGCACCAAAGCAGACACAGACACCUGAGCUGCUGCCUGAGCCACGAGAAGCCCAAGUGGUGCCACGAUUCCAGCCACGGGUUCUGCAGAUCCAGGCCCAUGUGCAGCCACAGACUCAGCCACGGAUGCCACCAGUGGACACCCAGGUGCAGCCAAAGCUGCAGAAGCAGGCACAGACACAGACCUCUCCAGAGCACUUAGUGCUGCAGGAGGAGCAGGUGCGGCCACAGGCACAUGCACAGCCCCCAAAACAGGUGCAGCUGCAGCUGCAGAAGCAGGCGCAGACACAGACGUAUCCACAGGUACACCUGCACGCACAGGCAGGGAUCCAGCCACUGGAGCAGCCACCAGAGCAACCUUCGGCACAGGUGCCAGUGCAGCCACUGGAGCAGACCCAGGGGCAGCCUCAAGCCCAGCCACAGGUAUUGGUGCCAGCCCCAGAGCAAGCACCGGUUCCAGUUCAUGCCAUGGCGCUGGAGACAGCACUGGAGAGGCCGCCUGAUAGGGUAGAGGCUGGGGAAGGUGUGGAGGAGGCCUCACCGGAGCCAGUGGGCCCCCAGGUCAGCGUGGAAGAGAGCCAGGAAAAGUCGGCCGGUGGCCUGGAUGUGGGCGAAUGUGAAAAAAGAGCAAGAGAGAUGCUCGGGGUGUGGGGUGCCGGCAGCUCCCUGAAGGUCACCAUCCUGCAGAGCAGCGACAGCCGGGCCUUUAGCACGGUACCGCUCACACCCGGGCCCCGUCCUGCUGACUCCACCUCUGCCACCACUGCGGCUGCCAGCACGCCCUCUAAGCAGGCCCUCCAGUUCUUCUGCUACAUCUGCAAGGCCAACUGUGCGAGCCAGCAGGAGUUCCAGGACCACAUGGUGGCGGCUCAGCACCAGCAGCGGCUUGGGGAGAUCCAGCACAUGAGCCAGGCCUGCCUCUUGUCCCUGCUACCUGUGCCCCGGGAUGUCUUGGAGAGAGAUGAAGAAGAGCCUCCCCCUAGGCGCUGGUGCAACACCUGUCAGGUGUACUACAUGGGGGACCUGAUCCAACACCGCAGGACACAGGACCACAAGAUUGCCAAACAAUCCCUGCGACCCUUCUGCACUGUUUGCAACCGCUACUUCAAGACCCCCCGCAAGUUUGUGGAGCAUGUGAAGUCCCAGGGGCACAAAGACAAAGCCAAGGAGCUGAAGAUGCUCGAGAAGGAGGUAACCGGCCAAGACGAGGACCACUUCAUCACGGUGGAUGCCGUGGGUUGCUUCGAGGGCGAUGAAGAGGAGGAGGACGAUGACGAGGAUGAAGAGGAGAUCGAGGUCGAGGAGGAAUUCUGCAAGCAGGUGAGGUCCAGAGAUAUAUCCAUAGAGGAAUGGAAGGGUUCAGAGACCUACAGCCCCAACACUGCAUAUGGCGUGGAUUUCCUGGUGCCCGUGAUGGGCUAUAUCUGCCGCAUCUGCCACAAGUUCUACCACAGCAACUCAGGGGCACAGCUCUCCCACUGCAAGUCCUUGGCCCACUUUGAGAACCUGCAAAAAUACAAGGCGGCUAAGAACCCCAGCCCCACCACCCGGCCUGUGAGUCGCCGGUGUGCGAUCAACGCUCGGAACGCCUUGACUGCCCUGUUCACUACCAGUGGCCGCCCACCCACUCUGCCCAGCAUCCAGGACACAGCCAAAACCCCCAGCAAGGCCCUUUGAACACGCUGUUGCCUCUGCAUGGACUGCGCUGGGUCCUCCUCCUGCCUGCCUUCCCUCCUCUCCUCGAGGAGUCCCACUUAUCCUUCAAGUCUCAGUAUGGAUGUGACCAUGGGGAGCCCUCCCAGUGCCCCAAACUGGAUCGGGCCUCUAUCCUGAUCCCCUCGCCCUCCUGAGCCCUCCACAGCCCUCCCUCAGGAUUGACUGCUGUGAUUAUUCGUGGGCUGGUCUGUAUCCCCCACUCAACUAUAAAGUGAGAGGUGAAUGGUCUUGUGUUCACUGCUGUCUCCCUGGUGGCCUCACUGUCACACAAUAAACAUAUGUUGAAUGAA